AUGGAUCUUUCUGAAAAAAACUUCACUGGCCAAGAUCCAGAUUCUCUUGGGAAGCUCUCGUUAUUGAAUUCUCUCACUGGAAUCUUGCUCGAGUCUAUGAAGAAUUGUGUAAACCUUCUGACUCUUGAUAUUAGCCACAAUUAUUUGAUUGGUGAACUUACUUCUUGGCCAUUCGAGCUUGGUUUACUGCAACUUCUAUCUUCAGAUAAUAAAUUAAGUGGGAAUGUGGAUAGUACUCUUGCUUCCUCCUUGGAUAGUUCUCAUCACAGGCCUGUAGUUUUGGAUAUCUCCAAGAAUCAACUAUAUGGUGAAAUUCCCAGUUCUAUCGGAGAUUUCAAUAGCUUGCAUUUCUUGAAUAUGUCGAAAAACUCAUUUGUAGGUAGUAUUCCUGCAAGUAUUGGACAAUUGAAACUCUUGGAUACGUUGGAUUUAAGCGAUAACAAGUUAAAUGGUAGCAUCCCUUUGGAAAUUGGUGGAGCUACAUCUCUUGAGGAAUUGUGGCUAAAGAAGAACUUGUUCGAAGGCAACAUUCCCACCGCCAGUGGCUCCAUCAGAGGGAAAGGGUGGCGGGGUAAAUAUUGUCUUUUUAUUGGAAAAAUGGAUAAAAAUGAUCUUUUGAGCAAUGAAAGGUGGAAAUAG
Molecule: messenger RNA, 639 nt
Organism: Olea europaea var. sylvestris
Lineage: Eukaryota; Viridiplantae; Streptophyta; Magnoliopsida; Lamiales; Oleaceae
Product: probable LRR receptor-like serine/threonine-protein kinase IRK
Exons: 2
Coding region: 1-639 (212 amino acids)
Molecular function (GO): protein binding
Source: RefSeq, a predicted model, not a curated record